Penicillium antarcticum is the source of this 972-nucleotide messenger RNA. RefSeq lists its product as uncharacterized. Gene Ontology annotation, molecular function: aldose reductase (NADPH) activity. The transcript has 3 exons. The record is from RefSeq and is a predicted model, not a curated record. The coding region runs from base 1 to 972 and encodes 323 amino acids. NCBI's taxonomy places the organism in Eukaryota, Fungi, Ascomycota, Eurotiomycetes, Eurotiales, Aspergillaceae. Gene Ontology annotation, cellular component: cytosol.
AUGGCCAAGUCAGCCAUCACUCUCGCCUCUGGCAGAGAAAUGCCCCUAGUAGGCUUCGGCCUCUGGAAAGUCCCCAAAGAAACAGCCGCUGAAACAGUCUACAACGCUACAGACUCUUCGACGGCGCCUACGACUACCAAAACGAGAAAGAAGCUAGCUGGCCAAGGAAUCCAACGCGCCAUCACUGAAGGACUCGUAACCCGCGCCGAAAUAUUCGUCACAACAAAGCUCUGGAACAACUACCACCGCCGCGAACAUGCACUCCGAAUGGCAAAGAGACAGAGCGAAGCUUGGGGCCUCGGAUAUAUCGAUCUCUACCUGAUCCAUUUCCCCGUUGCAUUGGAGUAUAUCGAUCCCGCCGAGCGGGAGUAUCCCGCCUGGUGGAUGGACGACGCCGAUAAAAUCUCACCGGCAAACAUUCCAAUCUCGGAAGCAUGGACAGCCCUAGAAGAACUCGUCGAUAGUGGCAUUGCAAAGAGUAUCGGCGUAAGCAACUUCCAAGCGCAAACACUAUACGACAUAAAGACCUACGCAAGACAUCCAAUCUCAGCACUGCAGAUCGAACACCACCCGUACCUCGUACAGGGCGAGCUAAUUCAGAUGGCGCAAGAUAACGGGAUUGCAGUCACUGCGUACUCGUCUUUCGGGCCGUUAUCGUUUGUCGAGUGGCCGCCUGCGUUCUCGAAGGAGGCGAAGGGGAUCGAGUUGCUUUUUGAUGCUGCGCCUGUUAAGGCUGUAAGUGAAAGGGUGGGGGUUAGUCCUGCUAGGGUUUUGUUGAGGUGGGCUACUCAACGGGGUAUUGCAGUGAUUCCCAAGUCGAAUAACCCCACUCGGUUAGCUGAGAAUUUGGAUACUUUGGGCUUUGAUUUGACAGAUGGGGAGAUUGAGGGUAUUUCGGCUUUGGAUCGUGGGUUGAGGUUUAAUGAUCCUGGUUUUUAUUUGGCUGAUUAUCCUCUGAGGAUCUUUGCUUAG